CGAGGUAUGAUUUUGUGUUUUCGAUCGAAACAGGAGGAUGAAUUUAAAAACUCUGGAUUCUGGAAGCGCAUAUGCGACAUGAUUUCUCGUGAUCUACAGUCUCGAGAAGUUUAUUCGGCACUGGCACUGUUUGUUCACAGGGUAUUCAAGUGCCUCAGAUUUGGAGUCCCGGUUUUGAGCUCCAAGCAUUCUCGCCACUGACGAGAAGAUCAUAUGGUUUCUCGAAUAAAAAUGUUCUAAAGCUCUGACAAUGUUGCUCAAUGGCGUCCACGAAUGAGAAAGAAGGAUGCGUGGGAAAGACGAUCUAGCUCAGCUUGGCCCGCCAAACUCAGCACCGAGCUUGCUAAGAUCUUCGACAGUGAGACGGCCUCUACGACGGUCUCGCUCGAUCUCUCCGACCAAUGCCGGCAGAAUUCCAGGUCCACUGUUGCCCGCUAUCAGACGGUUCAACGCCUCUACAGCAACGAGCUCCUCCCCUGAUGCAGUCACUUCCAGGCCUGGAAAGGUUUCGAAGAAGGGGGAAGCAGCAAAAGAGUCUGGAAAAACAGUGGUUUCCUGGAAUGCGGAUCUACUUCACAAAGACGACCCCGAGCUUGAGAAGCCAGGAAGAGAAUCACUGCCUCAGCCGGUCCUUUCAGCGGAAGAACUUCCUGGUCUAUGUCCUGAGGGAGUACACAAUUUUUCGAGUGAUCUUGCUACAAGGAUCAACAUUCCGAAGCAUGCAACAGUGCCGGCCGUGAGUUUGGAAACAAAGAGAUCCUACCUAUGGCCUACGACGUUUAUAUUGCUAUCCAUCGCAUGCUCAGUUGUUCUUUUGUAUGCCUUGGCUAUGCGGGACCAGGCAGUUCAUCUGGAGCAAGAGGUGGCUAAAACCAGGAAAGAGCUGACAGAAUGCAGCGUACGAGUCAAGUUUUGCAGAGAGGUUGAAACAAUCGAUCCGCAGAUUAUCCGGGAAGUAGAAACUGAGGUAGAAGUGUUGCGUACGAGAGGAAUUAGAAACUAUGCCUUGCUCCUUUCCAGUUUUUUCCUGGUCAUGCCGUUUCUCCUGCAUAAGUUUCUCGAUCAGAUUCCCAAGCUUGGGCUGAGUGACAGAAGCAACGAAGAAGAGGUCCCAUUGAGUACGAGGUUAGCUUACAGGGUAGACGUCGUUUUUUCUUCUUUUUCUUACGUGAAGCCGCUAGCACUGUUGCUGGCAACUCUAGUGCUUAUAGUCGUAGGGGGAUUAGCACUGUAUGCCGUUAGCCAGGAUAGCAUUUGGGAUGCCUUUUGGAGGGCGUGGACUUAUGUUGCAGACUCUGGAAAUCACGCAGACAACAUCGGUUUUGGUCCGAGAUUUGUUUCGGUCUGCAUCAGCUUGGGAGGACUUCUUAUUUUUGCUCUCAUGUUGGGACUCGUUUCGGACGCCAUUUCAGAGAAGGUGGACUCGCUCAAGAAAGGCAAAAGCGAAGUUAUAGAGAGUAACCAUACACUGGUUCUUGGAUGGAGUGAUAAAUUGGGAUCGCUCUUGAAACAAUUAGCAAUUGCAAAUCAGAGUUUAGGUGGCAGCAUUGUCGUUGUACUGGCAGAGCGAGAUAAGGAGCAAAUGGAGAUUGACAUAGCAAAGUUGGAGUUUGAUUUCAUGGGAACUUCAGUAAUAUGCAGAAGUGGUAGUCCUCUCAUUAUGGCCGACCUCAAGAAGGUUUCAGUUUCUAAAGCGCGUUCAAUUAUAGUUCUUGCAGAAGUCGAGAAUGCGGAUCAGAGUGACGCGCGAGCAUUACGUGUGGUGCUAAGCCUUGCCGGAGUCAAGGAAGGGCUCAAGGGACAUGUUGUAGUAGAGCUAAGCGACAUCGACAACGAACCACUGGUGAAGCUCGUCGGUGGAGAAAUGGUAGAGACAGUAGUAGCACAUGACGUGAUUGGCCGCCUUAUGAUCCAAUGUGCAAGACAACCGGGACUUGCUCAGAUCUGGGAGGACAUACUCGGGUUUGACAACGCCGAGUUCUACAUCAAAAGGUGGCCUCAGCUGGAUGGCCUGAACUUCAAAGACGUUUUGAUCAGCUUCCCGGAUGCUGUACCUUGUGGAGUGAAAGCAGCCUCCAAUGGCCGCAUUCUUCUCAACCCGGAAGACGACUACAUACUACUUGAAGGGGACGAGCUUCUGGUUAUUGCAGAAGAUGACGACACUUACGCACCAGCUCCUGUGCCAAAGGUUGAAAAUGUUUCACCUGAACUAGACGUUUGUCGAAAGCCAAAGGUCCCAAAGAAGAUGCUUCUCUGUGGUUGGCGCCGUGAUGUUGAGGAUAUGAUUAUGGUGCGAGCGGGACCUCUGCCGAAAGUCAUGUCACACCGAAAGUAUCCUGAGAAGGUUUUGUUUUGUGGUUGGAGACGAGACAUGGAUGACAUGAUAAUGGUACUGGAAGCUUUCCUUGCCCAAGGUUCCGAGUUAUGGAUGUUUAGCGAAGUCCCCGAGCAUGAGAGGGAGAAGAAACUGUUGGAUGGUGGACUUGAUCCGCAGUUGUUGUUUAAUAUCAAGCUCGUACACCGCGAGGGAAAUGCGGUCAUUCGUCGUCACCUUGAAAGUCUUCCUUUGGAAACGUUUGAUUCGAUUUUGAUCCUGGCAGAUGAGGCUCUGGAAGAGUCUGUUGUUAAAGCAGAUUCGCGCUCCUUAGCUACGCUGCUAUUGAUUCGAGAUAUUCAGUCCAAACGGCUGCCUUACAAAGAAACAAAAACUGUACAAAUUCGGCAAGCAGGCUCGAGUCACACAUCUUGGAUACGAGAAAUGGAGCAAGCUUCUAACAAGUCAAUCAUUAUCAGCGAGAUCCUUGACUCUAGAACAAGGCAUCUGGUCUCAGUCUCUAAGAUAGGUGAUUACGUGCUUUCUAAUGAGUUAGUGAGUAUGGCAUUAGCAAUGGUGGCUGAAGAUAAACAAAUCAACCGUGUCCUCGAAGAGCUUUUCUCUGAAGAGGGCAAUGAAUUAUACAUACGAACUGCAGCACUCUACUUGUAUGACCAAGAGGAGCUGAAUUUUUACGAGGUGAUGAUCCGUGCAAGGCAAAGACACGAGAUUAUCAUCGGUUACCGGCCUGCUGCAGCUGAGCGUGCCAUCAUAAAUCCACCAAACAAAGCUGAGCGUCGAACGUGGUCAAUAGAAGAUGUUAUGGUGGCAGUCGCAGAGGAGGAAUAACGAAACCAUAAGUGGACGUUUGCGAGUGCCGCGUAUGGUGACGAGCAGGAUCUUGCGUUGGGAUGCUCCAUGGCUUGUUGUGCAGCUGUUAUACCCAGGAGCUUUUCAC
Selaginella moellendorffii is the source of this 3272-nucleotide messenger RNA. Its product is annotated as probable ion channel POLLUX. Lineage: Eukaryota; Viridiplantae; Streptophyta; Lycopodiopsida; Selaginellales; Selaginellaceae. The record is from RefSeq and is a predicted model, not a curated record. The transcript has 16 exons. Gene Ontology annotation, biological process: monoatomic ion transport. Bases 287 to 3163 code for a protein of 958 amino acids.